Eimeria necatrix is the source of this 1101-nucleotide messenger RNA. RefSeq lists its product as hypothetical. Gene Ontology annotation, molecular function: nucleic acid binding. The coding region runs from base 1 to 1101 and encodes 366 amino acids. The record is from RefSeq and is a predicted model, not a curated record. The transcript has 2 exons. Lineage: Eukaryota; Apicomplexa; Conoidasida; Eucoccidiorida; Eimeriidae.
AUGUGCCGGCUGCUGCUGCGCAGCUCUUGGCCCCAAAUUGCCCUUCCACUUUGUUCAAAUUCACCUUUUCGGGGGCCCGCUGCUGCUGCUGCUGCUGCUGCUUCUGCUGCUGCUGCUGCUGCAUGCAGCGCUCUGCAGCAGCACCCCCAGCCAUUUUACCCGCAGCAGCGCUGCAGCCCGCAGCAGCAGCGUGGGCACUUGCUGCGGUCCCUGUGUAGUGCUGCAGGAGGCCGCUGGAAUCAGCACAGCCACCAGCAGCAGCAGCAGCAGCAGCAGCAGCAGCAGCAGCAGCAGCAGCAGGGGCGGAAGGUGUGCGUAGAGUCUGUUCUCCGGGCCUUCAACCUCGAGGGCCUCGAGGCCCACAAAGCCUCGUGGGCCCAGCUGGGCCUCCUGGGGGCCCUCAGGCUCUCUGGGGGGCCCCCCAGAGGGCCUGGGGGCCCCCAGGAGGCCCAGCAGGGGGGCCCCCCCCGAGGGCCUGGGGGCCCCCAGGAGGCCCAGCAGGGGGGCCCCCCCCGGGGGCCUGGGGGCCCCCCGGAGGCCCAGGGGGGGGCCCCCAGCCAGCAGUUCUAUGGGGGCCCCCGCAGGGAGCGUUUGCUGUUCUUGGUGGCGCAGCAAGAAGCAGCAAAGCUGUGGGCAGCAGCACUUGCUGCGCUGCAUGCAGCAGGGCUGCGUUUGCUGCUGGGAGUUGAUUUAGAAUGGAGUCCUGCUGCUGCUGCUGUGCAGCAGCAGCAGCAGCAGCAGCAGCAGCAAGCGGGGGCUGCAGCAGCAGCACCUCGAGUGGCGCUGCUGCAGCUGUGCGUAGAAAGGCAGCAGCAAGGAGAUGAGUGGCCCCCCUGCAGCGAAGCAGCAGCAGACGAAACUCCCCUUCCAGCAGCAGCAGCAGCAGCAGCAGCAGCAGCAGCAGCGUGUGUAUCUGCGGAAGCAGGAGCUUCUGCUGCAGCAAAGCAGAAUGCUGCGCUGCUGCAUGCAGCAGCAGCUGCUGCUGAUCUUGGCUUUGUGCUGCUGCUGGAUUUGGCUGAAGAGGCGCAGCAAAUCAUGGAGCAUCUCAAGCCGCUGCUGGAAGACCCCAAGCUGCCUAAAGUUGUAAACCCUAAACCCUAA